Molecule: messenger RNA, 771 nt
Organism: Paramecium tetraurelia
Lineage: Eukaryota; Ciliophora; Oligohymenophorea; Peniculida; Parameciidae
Exons: 1
Biological process (GO): rRNA base methylation
Cellular component (GO): nucleus
Molecular function (GO): 23S rRNA (adenine(1618)-N(6))-methyltransferase activity
Source: RefSeq, a predicted model, not a curated record
AUGAUCUAAAAAAAGUAAAUUAAAAAACUCAAACACAAAUUUAACAAUCGUACUCUCGCUCAACACUACCCUCAAUUUAGAAAAUACAUUCAAAUCAGCAACAAAGGUGAGACCAUCAUUGAUUACAAAAAUCAAAAUGCACUAAAUGAAUUGAACAAAUCCAUUAUGGAUUAUUAUUUUGGAAUCAGAGAAUUCACAGUCCCCUUAACUUCGAUGGUUCCUGCUUUAGGAUGCCGACUAAAUUACAUUGAAUGGGUCAAACUAUAAGUUGAUAUAUCCAAAUUUCCCAUCACAAAAAUAUAUGAUGUUGGAACAGGCUUUUCAGGAGUGUUGAUUUUCUUAGCAUAUAGAUUAUACGGUUGGAAAGGAAUUGGAGUCGAUACAUCAGAAUAAGCCAUUAAUCAUGCUCGAUCUAUAGCCUAAUCAAAUCACAUAGAAUGUGAAUUUAAAGUUGGAGAUCUAUUUCAAUUCUUAGAAGAUGGUAUGGUAACAGUUUGUAAUCCUCCAUUUUAUGAUGAUCAAGAAGAAAGAGAAUACAAUAGAGUUAUUUAAACUUAGGAAACAUUUGUAGAAGGAGGGGAAGUCUCCUUUGUAAAAAGAAUGCUUGAAAAUUCAACCAAAAAUUGCAUGUACACAACAAUGCUUGGCAGAAAAUCUAGUCUAAAUUCAUUUUAAGAUAUCAAUGAAAAAGUAGAAUUACAUUAAGGAAAUAAUAUUAGAUUUGCAUUAAGUUGGACUUAAUAAAAAGAAUAAUAAUUAAUAAAUAAGUGA